Messenger RNA from Effrenium voratum, 627 nucleotides. The record is from the annotation of a GenBank genome assembly. NCBI's taxonomy places the organism in Eukaryota, Dinophyceae, Suessiales, Symbiodiniaceae.
AUGGCUAUAGGCCGGCGGGACGUCAUGGGCUUCGGCGCGCUGGCGGGGGGUCUGAUGGGCUGGGCUGGGUGGCUGGGCUCCUCGAUGGAGGCCUCCCAGUCGCGGUCCCGGAGCUCGGGCUUCCGGGAGUUGGAGGACGCCACCAGGUGGGAGCUGAGCUUCUUCAAGGAGACGCUGAGGAGUGUGGAGGCAAUGUGUCCGAGGAACUCCAGGGUGUUGUACCACUACACCGACCUGGAGAGUGCCAAGGCCAUCCUGAAGGGGCACCAAGGCAUUCGCCUCUCGCGGGGCGGCUACCGCGGGGGCGGGGUCUUCUUCUCGCGGCGCCGGCCCACGGAUGCCGAGGAGGACCCCGAGAAGGCCAAGAAGCUCUGGGGCAAGAUCUUCCCCCUCUUCCGGGCUGCCCAGCUGCGCGCCAACUACGGGAAGGACUUCCAGGGCCGGGAGCGCCAGGCGGACGCGGUGCUGGUCUGCUUCGCCCCGCAUUCCAUGGUGGAGGACUUGGACCUGAUCGACCGCUCGGGCGCCAGCUUCAUUUCUCUGGAGCGCUUCGAGACCUUCGACGCGGAGUACUUUGCCAUCCGAAACAUUCCGAGGGCUUACCGCCUGGCGCCGGCACCUUCCUGA